Molecule: messenger RNA, 1096 nt
Organism: Lacerta agilis (Sand lizard)
Lineage: Eukaryota; Metazoa; Chordata; Lepidosauria; Squamata; Lacertidae
Gene: C16H19orf38
Product: chromosome 16 C19orf38 homolog
Exons: 7
Coding region: 154-831 (225 amino acids)
Source: RefSeq, a predicted model, not a curated record
ACAGAUUGCAAUUUCCUCCUUAGGUGGCGAAACUCCACAUUAAGCAAAUUGUCUUCUCUUUUUUUGUUCUUUCACAUCUUGCAAGGAAUUUGCAAUGAACAGUUGGCUUUUUCCAUCUCUGUUUACAAAAGAUACAAAGUGCUCCACAAAAGCAUGGAUCUGAAAAUUCUCUUUCUUCUGCUAACUGGCUCUUUGGUGGCUUCCAGCCUUCCUCCUGCUCCACUUAUUUUUCUGGAUGUGCUUUCCGACACACUCAACGAAGGAGACUCCAUUAAGAUUGCUUGUUUGGCACCCAGGCAGUACAAGGAUGCCUUGUUUUAUUUGUUCAAGGUGAGCCAUGGGGAGCCGCUGCAGGUUGUGCAUGCCGCAGAAGCACAGCACCAAGUUACUUUCCUUCUGGAGAACAUCACUCGCAGUGAUGGAGGGCGGUACAAGUGCCAGUUUGGCGUCUACAAUGGAAGUGCCUUGAAACCGUCUGAGUUUAGCAACCUCCUUGAGAUUACAGUGGAAGCAUCCAGCUUGACCACUUUCCCUCCAACAGCUCAGCCGAGAUCCGAUUCAAAAGGUCCAUUCUGGGUUCUCCCCGUUGUCCUGAGUGUGGUUGGAAUACUGCUUCUGGCUGUGAUCCUGCUGGUGGCCGCGGUUGCAUUGAGACGCUUUAAAGAGAGAAGAAAGAAGCAAAGGGUACUGGACUCCUGCUGGACAGAAACAAGCUACCCCACUACAGAAAACGGACCAGGAAGCUAUAGAGAACCACGGUGCUUCGUCAGCCACAAGUACAAGACUUUCAUGCCGCUGCUCUGUGGAAAAGCCAGAAUUUUGUACUUUUAGAGGUUCAGAGUGACCUUUCGCUUGAUCACACGACCCAGGGUCUCUCUGAUAAUCUUCCUCCCUUACAUCAACACCCUGCAAGUUGUUGCUCUCAGAUCAUCAACAGAAACAGAGUUCAUCGAGGGUUUUUGGUCAGAGUCUCCUCGUCCCUGCCAUCACCAAGUUCCAUCUUCAGCUUUCUAAGUACUCUUCCACCGCCAAUCAAACAUUCGGAACUUGGUUCAUGUGGAGGCGGGGAAGAUGUUGCUGAUUUCAUCCAUUUCUA